Molecule: messenger RNA, 966 nt
Organism: Mycena indigotica
Lineage: Eukaryota; Fungi; Basidiomycota; Agaricomycetes; Agaricales; Mycenaceae
Exons: 14
Coding region: 1-966 (321 amino acids)
Source: RefSeq, a predicted model, not a curated record
AUGCGCAUCUCCGUCGCGCUCCUCUGCACCGUGCUCCUCGCGAUCCAGGCCGUCGCCGCGCCGAUCGAGCUCAUCCGGGAGGCUGGCGAGCAGGACCUGGUCGCGCGCGACUUCGAGGCGCGCGCGGCGAAGAAGGCGCCGGUGAAGAAGCCGGUGGUCAAGAAGCCCGCCGUGAAGAAGCCUGCCGUGAAGAAACCCGCUGUGAAGAAACCCGCAGCGAAGAAGCCCGCAGCGAAGAAGCCCGCCGCGAAGAAACCGGCGGCCAAGCCCGUCGCGGUGGCGAAGAAGCCGGCUGGCACUGCGAAGAAGGCCGCCGCGAAGAAGGCCGCGGCGAAGAAGCCGGCCGCCAAGCCCGCGGCCAAACCCGCCGCGAAGAAGCCCGCGGCGGUGGCCAAGAAGCCUGCCACUGCGGCGAAGAAACCGGCUACCGGUGUGGCUAAGAAGCCCGCGACCGCCGCGGCCAAGAAGCCCGCGACUGCUGCCAAGAAGCCGGCCACCGCUGCGGCCAAGAAGCCCGCCGCUGCCGCCAAGAAGCCCGCUGCCGCUGCGAAGAAGCCCGCGACCGCUGCCGCCAAGAAGCCCGCCGCGAAGAAGCCCGCGACGAAAGCCACCGCCGCCAAGAAGGCCGCCAAAUCUGCCGUGGCAAAGAAGCCCGCCGCGAAGAAGCCGGCCACGAAGGCCACCGCCGCCAAGAAGGCCGCCAAAUCCGCCGUAGCAAAGAAGCCGGCCACGAAGGCCACCGCCGCCAAGAAGGCCACCAAAUCUGCCGCAGCAAAGAAGCCCGCGACCGCGAAGAAGGCGACCAAGUCCGCGGCCGCGAAGAAGCCCGCGGCGUCGAAGAAGGCGGCGCCCUCCGCCGCCAAAUCCGCCGCACCGUCCGCGUCCGCGGCGACGCUGAGCGCCGCGCAGCUCGCGAAGAUCGUCGACAAGACGGGGUGCCCCGUCAACGCGAGGCACGAGUGUUAG